AUGGCAAAAGAAUUUUAAGUUUUGAAGUUAAAUUCUCCUAACAAUCUAAAGAAAAAAAAUACAUAAUUAUGCUUUAAUUCACUUGGAUUCUUGCAUUCUAUUUAAUUUGUUAAUCAUAUAGAAAAAAAUGAUGAAAUAAAAUAAUCACAUUAAGAUUUAAUGAAAAAAUAUUACUAAUCAAAGACUUAUGAACAAAAAUAGACAGCUUUAUCCACAAUUUAAUCAUAAAAAGUAUAUUAUUAAUUUAUAAGACUUUGACUUCGAAAUUUGAGAAUAUUAGCGAUACGAUGAACCUAAAAAUAAACAAUAUUAAACAAAAAGAAAAGGAAAAUUAAUUUUUUCGAUAGCCUAAAAUUUCAGAAAUUGAUUAAUCUAAUAAUUAAAUACCAAGAGAAAAGUCUUUCUUUUCUAAGUAAAUACAAUUUAAUCAUAUUAUCAGACUCCAAACUCUAAAAAAUUGUGAUAAGAAGCCUAAUAGUCAGACUAAAGUUAUAUCACCAAACACUACUCUGAUGGAUAAGAGAACUGUAGAUUCCAAUAUAAUGCCACUUUCAAGUUUAGUUCGAAAAUCAUUAAAAUAAAAAAAUUAACCGUAACUUUUAUAAAUAAGCUCAAAUACUUUAUUCCUUAAGGAUGAGAUUUCUGGUAAAGGUUGCUUUAAGUAAAAAUCUCAAAGCUAGUAAGAAGUGUAAAGGUAUGUCUAGGAUGAGAUAGAAGAUACAUUACAAUAGAAGGACAAAAUUGAUUAAGAAAUUAACCAUUGUUCAUCUUAAUUUGUUGUGAAAAAAUGCUUUUUCUCUUUAGCGCAAGGAUGUGUAGGUAUUAUAUAUUUUUAGUUUUAGAACAAUAGAACAGUAAAACAAGAUCUUUGAGUAAUGAAAAAGGAUUGAAUUUAUAGGGACCCAAAGUAUCAAAAAGCAAUAGAGCACAUACUUAAGGAAAAUAGGAGUAAAAAUAGAUAAAUAGAUUGUACGAAUAUAUAUUAGAAGGUAAUUGUUGA
Paramecium pentaurelia is the source of this 1000-nucleotide messenger RNA. The record is from the annotation of a GenBank genome assembly. Lineage: Eukaryota; Ciliophora; Oligohymenophorea; Peniculida; Parameciidae.